UCACUGCACUGAACCUGGCGCGUAAUACAAAACUGGUUGAAGCAGAGCGACAGGGAGAGAGUGUGUUGGUAGCAAAUGGAAGACGACGGAGGAGAGAGAUCGAGCUUCGUCAUCGGUCUCAUCGAGAACAGAGCCAAGGAGGUUGGAGUGGCAGCAUUUGAUUUAAGGUCGGCUUCUCUACAUCUAUCUCAAUAUAUUGAGACUAGUAGUUCAUAUCAGAAUACAAAAACUUUGCUGCAAUUCUACGAUCCUAUGGUGAUUAUUGUUUCCCCCAACAAACUGGCACCUGAUGGGAUGGUUGGAGUUUCAGAAUUGGCAGAUAGAUUUUAUGCCACAGUCAAGAAGGUUGUAAUGGCUCGUGGUUGCUUUGAUGACACUACGGGUGCUGUGUUGAUUAAAAAUCUAGCAGCCAAGGAACCUUCAGCACUAGGAUUGGAUACUUAUUACAAGCAGUACUAUCUCUGCUUGGCCGCUGCAGCAGCUACAAUUAAGUGGAUGUGCAGGAUAGAAGCAGAGAAAGGGGUCAUUGUUACAAACCACUCAUUGUCGGUCACUUUUAAUGGAUCAUUUGCCCAUUUGAAUAUCGAUGCUACUAGUGUUCAAAAUUUGGAAAUCAUUGACCCGCUUCAUUCUACACUGUGGGGUCCAAGCAAUAAGAAGAGAAGUUUGUUGCAUAUGCUGAAGACGACAAAAACUAUAGGAGGGUCUAGGCUUCUUCGUGCCAAUCUAUUGCAGCCUUUAAAAGAUAUUGAGACUAUAAAUGCUCGUCUAGAUUGCCUGGAUGAGCUAAUGAGCAACGAACAGCUAUUCUUUGGACUCUCUCAGGUUCUGCGCAAAUUCCCAAAAGAGAGUGAUAGAGUACUUUGUCACUUCUGCUUCAAGCCAAAGAAAAUUACAAAUAAAGUUAUGGGUGUUGAUAAUGCUAGAAAAAGCCAGCUGUUGGUAUCAAGCAUUAUUCUCCUCAAAACUGCUCUAGACGCUUUGCCUUUACUCUCAAGGGCUCUCAAAGAUGCAAAAAGUUCUCUUCUUGCUAAUGUUUACAAGUCUGUAUGUGAAAAUGAGAAAUAUGCUGCUAUUAGGAAAAGGAUUGGAGAGGUGAUUGAUGAAGAUGUGCUUCAUGCAAGGGUACCUUUUGUAGCCCGCACCCAGCAGUGUUUUGCUGUAAAGGCCGGAAUUGAUGGACUUUUGGAUAUUGCACGGAGAUCAUUUUGUGAUACUAGUGAAGCUAUACAUAAUCUUGCUAACAAGUACCGCGAAGAUUUCAAGUUCCCCAAUUUGAAACUCACAUUUAACAAUAGGCAAGGUUUUUACUUCAGCAUUCCACAUAAGAGCAUUGAGGGGAAGCUUCCUAGCCAGUUCAUUCCGGUAGAGGAUCAACUUGCUCUAGAAGUAGUGUUGAAACACGGGAACAAUAUACAUUGCUCAACUUUGGAGCUUGCUUCUCUAAACGUUAGAAAUAAGUCUGCAGCUGCAGAAUGCUUCCUACGGACUGAAGUUUGCCUGGAAGAAUUAGUAGACGCCAUACGAGAGGAUGUUUCUGCACUCACAUUACUUGCAGAGGCCUUGUGCCUUCUAGAUAUGAUUGUUAACUCAUUUGCACAUACCAUUUCCAAUAAGCCUGCUGAUCAUUAUACUAGACCAGAAUUUACAGAUGAUGGCCCAAUGGCAAUUGAAGCUGGAAGACACCCUAUCCUUGAGAGCAUACACAAUGAUUUUGUUCCCAACAACAUCUUUUUAUCGGAGGCAUCAAACAUGGUGCUGAUUGUGGGCCCAAACAUGAGUGGAAAGAGCACUUAUCUUCAGCAAGUAUGUCUUAUAGUUAUUCUUGCUCAGAUCGGUUGUUAUGUUCCUGCUCGCUUCUCAACUUUGAGGGUUGUUGAUCGGAUAUUUACAAGGAUGGGUACAGUGGACAAUCUUGAAUCCAACUCUAGUACGUUCAUGACAGAAAUGAAAGAAACAGCUUUCAUCAUGCAAAAUGUUUCCCUAAGGAGUCUGGUCGUCAUGGAUGAACUUGGGAGGGCUACAUCUUCCUCUGAUGGAUUUGCAAUUGCAUGGAGCUGCUGCGAACAUUUGUUAUCACUGAAAGCGUAUACUAUAUUUGCUACUCAUAUGGAGAACCUCUCUGAAUUAGUAACUGUCUAUCCAAAUGUGAAAAUACUUCACUUCAAUGUUGACAUUAAAAAUAACCGUCUAGAUUUCAAGUUUCAACUCAAGGAAGGACCAAGACAUGUUCCACAUUAUGGGCUUCUAUUAGCAGAAGUGGCAGGAUUACCAAGCUCGGUGACUGAGACAGCCAGAAACAUCACAUCCAGGAUCACAGAAAAGGAAGUGAAGAGGAUGGAAGUAAACUGCCUGCGAUAUCAUCCAAUCCAGAUGGCUUACCAUGUUGCUCAGCGUCUCAUAUGUUUGAAAUAUUCCAGCCAGGAUGAGGAUUCAAUCAGAGAAGCACUGCAUAACCUGAAAGAGAGCUACAUUCAUGGCAGGCUGUGACAAAUGUGCCUUGCAAAUCAAUAUAUGCCCUUGGUAAAUAAAAUACAGAACUGCUAGGCUGACGAACCCAGAGAGCCUUGAGGUAAUAACCUGGUAGAUUUUCAAUUCAGGCACUUUUCUUGUGUGCUUGAUAUGUAUAAACAGAAAACUAGAAUGUCAUUGUGAUAUAUGUUCAUGAGUGUAGUUGUAGGCAGAAAGAUGUGCCAGGAAAUAGCAAAGGUAACAAAUGUCAUGAAUCUGGUGGCCUUAGCAUGCACUUCCUUAUUUCAUUGUUACCUUUGAAUCUCAAUCAGAUACAACAUUGCGAG
Messenger RNA from Rosa chinensis, 2798 nucleotides. Its product is annotated as DNA mismatch repair protein MSH4. Gene Ontology annotation, biological process: reciprocal meiotic recombination; mismatch repair. Gene Ontology annotation, cellular component: nucleus. The transcript is spliced from 24 exons. The record is from RefSeq and is a predicted model, not a curated record. Gene Ontology annotation, molecular function: ATP-dependent DNA damage sensor activity; mismatched DNA binding; ATP binding. Lineage: Eukaryota; Viridiplantae; Streptophyta; Magnoliopsida; Rosales; Rosaceae. The coding region runs from base 76 to 2490 and encodes 804 amino acids.